GGAGGCCAUCGAAAUCAACCAGUGGCAGCCUCAAAAACCGGGGUCCAAGGGGGAAACAUCAACGGAGUAGUUCCUCAUCAGGGGGUGUGAGUAUUUUACAUGUUUUACAAACAUACCAAGUGCAGUGUUUCUUUUUUUAAACCCGAGCAGCAUGAUCAUCCGUUACGGGAGAUGGCAUCUGACUUGCAGAAACAUGAUUUUGCACACGGCUGUGCUUCAAGCAGUUCGGCUCUCACUUCGUGCACUUGCGACCUUUGUUUCUCCUUUGUGACACCUGUGCUCGGCAUCAUGUGGCGCAUCUUGGCAACCUUGUUGUUCACCGCGGUGGCGGAGUUCACCCCAGACCAGUUGGAGAAGAUGGCGGAUUCCGUCCAAUCUUCCGCAGAGUCGUUGCAGGACAAGGUGGAGUCUUGGAAGAAUGCCAUCCUGCCCCUGUCCUCCUAUAUCCCGACGUUUGGCAGCCAAAUGAUGGCGGCUGCCGAUGAGGAGCAAAAGGCUGCAAUUCAGAAGCAGUUUAAGGCCAACAUGACAAAGAUGUGCAACGACGUGCUCUCUUUGAGUGAGGUCCUGGCUCAAGUGUCCAAAGCCUCCGCUGACGCCAAGGAGACAGUCACCAAGGUCGAGGCUCAAAUGGUGAUGGCCCAGCCGAAUGACCCCGCCUACCAGAACUACUUGGACCAAGUCCAAAAAUCCAUCACCAGCCUGGAUGCUACAGCCACCUCCGGUGCGAUGUACACUUCAAUGAAACCAACUUGCCAAGCCCAGGGGGAUGUGGCAGCAGCCACCAGGUUGUUUCUCGAGAAGCCAGAAGUUGCCGGCUCCAAAUUUCAUCUUCCCUCAGCUUUGCUGGGAGCCCUUGGUGCUACCGUCAUUGGAUCUGCUUUGGUCCUCUUCCGCACCAAAGCCUCCAGUCGCUCCCAGGUGGUGUUGAUGGAGGAGGGCAACUUGGAAUGAUCGCCGAGCUCGUGAUUGCAGCUGCUCAUAGCUGCUCCUGAUGGACAAACGUUCCGUCAGAGAGUUGCAGAUUGGUUGAACCGAGCCACGCUCCAGGUUCAGAGACUGAUAUCCUUUUAACUCAUUCGCCUGCAACUUCCGUCAUUUCCAGUGGUUCA
Durusdinium trenchii is the source of this 1112-nucleotide messenger RNA. Lineage: Eukaryota; Dinophyceae; Suessiales; Symbiodiniaceae. The record is from the annotation of a GenBank genome assembly.